CACCCGCCGUGUUCUCUUAAAAAAGAGUAUCUGAAGAAGUGUGCAUGCACACGAAAGCUCACACCAAUAACAAACUUAGUUGGUCUCUAAGGAGCGACUGGAAGGAUUUUUUUUAUUUUGUUUCUUAAAAGAGAUGAGCUCUUCUGGAACUAAGGAGGUGCCCUUGACAAUGAGGGCUGUUUGCCAACCCUUGAAGCGCUUUUGCAAGAACGCGCGCCUAUCAACGCUCGCUAUCUCCGACGGAUAUUAGCUCAUGCAGCCGGCCUGGGCCGAAACUUUGGCGGCGAGGUGCCCAGGAGCCAAACGGCGCUUGGGGAGGAGCACUAACUUAUCUCCGCAGGAAGAAGCGCGGCCUCGUCUUUCCCGGCUCACCUGUUGCAAGGCGGGAGCGAGAGGGCGCAGUCCCCGCGCGCGCGCGAGCGAGCCAAGUUCCUGAGGGGAAAGGGAGGCGAGCCAGAAGCUCCCGCCCAGCUUCAAGGCAGGUGGCGGCUCAGGGAAGCUGCCCAGUCGCGGCCACUCGGGGGAAGGGAGGAGGAGGGAGGAAGGCCCGGCUAGUUGGCUGGCUGGCUGGCUGGGCGGGAGGCGGCGCUGCCUCCGCGGAAGCGCGUCCGAGAGGAGAGCCGGACUCAGUGCGCCGCCGGCCAGGCUGCGGCGCGCAGCGACCACGGGACUUGUCCGCCGCCGAGCUCCGGCCGGGCGGGUCUCCAUGCGGUGGCGGCAGGGACGCCCGGGCCCCCCUGCUGCUGCUGCUGCUGCACGGAGGGCGCGCCACGGGAACUAGCAGCAUGAGCAGCGGCUACAGCAGCUGGGAAGAGUCCGAGUCGGAGGAGUUCUUCUUCACCGCCCGCACCUCCUUCUUCAGGAGCUGCCCCGCCAAAGCCAAGCCGAGUCUGCAAGUAAGCGAGCCCCCCCUCCUUUCGCCGGGCGGGAAUCCUCCCCGUCCCGAGCAAGAGCGCCUUUGCCCUGGCCUGACCCGCAGCAGGCCGCGCCUUCCGCUGCAACCCCACGUGUUCUUCCCAGGCUCGCUCUCUGUCCCCGCGCCCCACGCCAAACUAAGUCCUAAGUUUCUGGGGAGCCCCUCGUGGCGCUUUCCCGGUUCCGUCCCCAAGUCCCAGCGGGAUCUGGAGGGUGCCGGGUGCCACUUCCGGAUGAUCGCAGAGGGAGCAGAGUCCAGGCAAGCAGAAGCAUUGGGGUGGGGGGCUGGAUCCCCAAGGUUUCUCUUCGCACCCCCGCGCCAGACUUUCGGUGGAACUGCACGUGUGGAUUCCAGCCGUUGGGCUAGCUCGAGCAGCGUUGCUGCGACCUUUGAGGAUGAAAAGCGGGCUUUUUCAGUAGAUUCACUUCCUCGUGAGCCAGAACUUCUCCCGGCGGAAAAAAUGAUCUCCCAUGAUGCGACCGGGGAAAAGAGAAGUCUGAUUGCUCAUGCGUUAUUCCUGAAACCGCAUGGUCUUGCAGCCGCCGCUCUCGUGCAAACCGUUGUAGGAUUUCUGGGAAAGCGCAUAAAUAGGAAAAAAAACCUAUAGUUCCCUGGGAGGUAACGGAUUUUUUGCCUCGUCUUCUCAGCCCAACCCGGCAAUCAUAAUCAUUUGAAUUGUUUUUAACACACUAACGGAGCCUUAAUUGGGAUAUAAUCUUCCCUUCAUAAUGAUGUGGAGGUUGUCUGUGUCUGCUCCUAAGUGGUUUUCAAUAUCCAGGGAUUUUGAAUAGUUAGAAAGUACUGUACAAAUAGUUUUUUAAAUUGCUGCACUUUAUUUCUGUAACACCAUAUGCACCUGACCCAGGUAGUUGUAUUUAAAUGGGAAUUGACAUGCAAAAGGCCUUCAACUAACCAAAGCAUUUAAAAGACUUUUACCCCAAACUCCAUGCAUGGAGUGUUUUACAAAUAUGAUGCUAGCACACUAUUCUAAACGUGUUGGAAAAAUAGUACAUUUUUAAAAACACACAUCCAGUUGUGUGGAUCACCUGCAUGAGCAAGUGCUUCUCAUAAGGCAGUUUUGCAUUUAAUUUUGGACACCAUAAACUCUAGGGUUCUUUUUAGGGUCAUCAUGUGCAGGUUAUUUUUUUCUCCUUCUCAAAAUAAUUUCAAGAAUGCAUGUCAUGAUUUAAAAUGCAGUGGCGACAAUGUGGUAUUCUAGAUGCUUUGAUAUUCUGUUAAUCCUGUAGACAUUAAUAUUUUGCUAUUAAUUUCUUAAAGCAGUUAAACUAAGCUGAGUUGGCUGUGAUCUUGUUAGAAUUGCAGGGUUGCCAUCUGACUCUCAGGGUGCCAGAGCUUUUGCAUAGUGGAAUGAUAAUGGAAUAAGGUUCUUCCAAACUUUGUGUUAAAGUUUUGAAACAGCAGUUUCAGAGAGGAUCAGGGUGACAGCAGCGGUUAAGAAUUCAGCUAGUAUUAAUUCCUGGACUUUAUACAUCCUAAGGUAAGGAUAACCUUGUCAUUUCAAUAUGUAGAUUGGCUUUGGCUAUUCCCAAGUGGUUUUCAAUAUUUAGAGACUCUUAAUAGUUGCUAGGAGAUGGCUGCAGGCAACAUGUUGCAGCAGUCCUUAAUGAUGUCAACAGGGCAGUGUUCAGCCUCCACUCCUGGCACUGAUUCAGAAACACAGUCAGUGAUUAAAAAGUGGGCAGGAAUAGGCAGAUAAGGAGUAUGAGCAACACACUGCAUUUAAGUUGUAUGUGUCCUGAGUGUACAUAGUGUUCUAUAGAGUAACAUAAGCAAGAGUGGUCCAUCCUCCGAAGCAGCUCACAUUCUGAAUUUACCCUAGGACAGAAAGAAAGUUAGGAGGUUGAUAGGAAGAAGCAAGGGUAACAAAGCAAUGCAGUGUAGAAAAAGCAAAGAGGAAGAAUAGCUGAGGGUGAAUGCUAGCAAUUGCAAAUAUGGGGUUCAUUUCUGCUGGGGAUGAGGACUAAAGAAUUACGGCAAAGGUUUUGAAGACAAGAGCAGGCUGUGAGCUGUGAUUUGGAAGACAAAAGUAGCACCAAGCAGAUUUGCUUGGAGGAAGCUCCAGGCAUAAGACAAACUUUGGGCUGCAAUGGGUAGAAUCACCGAAGAGGACAACAGGUGUUGUUGAGGGUGCCCAAGUUGGAGGAAAGAAAGAUCAGGGGCAGAGACACAGCGGAAGAACAAGGAGUCUAUGGGUGUGUAAGCUUUGUGAACUAGCAACACAGAAUUCUGGUGAAACAAAUAGAAAUAUGAGAGGGACAAAGUGGAUUUUACCGAAGAUUAUUUCUCUUUUUAAGAAUUGUGGACUAAGCUGAUCUUUUCCUAUUCCUUUAAACUUGGCAUUUGAUGCAUCUGUGGGAGAGAGUUGUGUGUCAAUCGCUGGAACUCCCACUUUGACUAAAACAUGUUGAUACUCCACUAGUCAUGCAGAGAAAGUACAGUGGCCUUUAGUUUUGUGUGGUUCGUUAUAAAAUCUUCAAAGCUGAGGAUUUUGGUUUCUGUAUAUUAUACUUCUCAGGUUAGAAGCCUUUCUUGAGUGUCUAAUUUGGCAGAAAAAGUAAAAACAAUAACAAGAAUAAACUUACAGAAGACCACAUAAAACAAUGUGAAAUACUAGGAACAGAAAAUACUGUACUAUAAAACAGAUUAAACCCAUAUGUAGCAUGUAGAAUCUAAAAGACCUAGGCCACCAAAAUGACAGUGAGCUUUUCAGAGUGAGCUAUGCUGAUACUCUAUACUUUCUUUGGUGCCUGACCUGAGUGAUAAAGAGAUUAGUGUCCUAUCUUUAGUGUGGUACCAUAUUGGAAGUGCUCUGAGCUCUUGCAAAACUGGUUUAUAAAUAUCUAUUAAGCCCUACGGUUAGUAUUUGGCACAGAUUGUUCAUGUGGUCAGGAACUGGGGUCUAAUAAACUGAUUAACUUAGAAUUCAUGAGCAUAAUAAAGGUAAAGGAACCCCUGACCAUUAGGUCCAGUCGUGGCUGACUCUGGGGUUGCGGCGCUCGUCUCGCUUUAUUGGCUGAGGGAGCCGGUGUACAGCUUCCGGGUCAUGUGGCCAGCAUGACUAAGCUGCUUCUGGCGAACCAGAGCAGUGCACGGAAACGCCGUUUAUCUUCCUGCUGAGUGGUACCUAUUUAUCUACUUGCACUUUGACGUGCUUUUCAAACUGCUAGGUUGGCAGGAGCUGGGACUGAGCAACGGGAGCUCACCCCAUCGCAGGGAUUCGAACUGCCUACCUUCUGAUCGGCAAGUCCUAGGCUCUGUGGUUUAGACCACAGAGCCACCCACAUCCCUCAUGAGCAUAAUACUUCUCCUUAAAUAUGUUGAGACCAGUGGAACCGUCUGCUUCCUCAUUACUUUUAUAACCCCUCUUUUUUGUUUUGGGAAGUUUUUAAAUGUUUAAUGCUGUAUUGUGUUUUUAAUAUUCAGUUGGGGGCCGCCCAGAGUGGCUGGGGAAACCCAGCCAGAUGGGCAGGGUAUAAAUAAUAAAUUAUUAUUAUUAUUAUUAUUAUUAUUAGGUUAGGCCUAAGUGACAGUAACUGGUCACCAAGUUCACCCAGUCGCUUCAUGGCUGGGUGGGGUUUUGAAACCUGGCUUUCCAGGUCCUGGCCCAACAUUUUAACCUCUAAACCACACUAUUUCCUAACACUGAUUCUAGAACAAAUAUUUGAGCGUUGCUGCAUUUCUGAAAUAAUGCUGCAGGGUACUAGGAAACCUGUUACCUUGCAUUUGAGGUUCAGUUCCUGAAAAUCUGGAGUGGAGUUUUUUGUCAACAUUAAAGUUUUUUCUAUUGAUUUCCUCAUUUAGAAAGCUGAUGAGUUUCCUGGUAAAGGUCAGUACUAUGGUUGGAAUUGCUUGUAUAUUGCCUCUCCUUCCUGUUAUAGUCUCUGUUUCAGUUAGCUACUUUUGCUUUCAUAGAAAUCAUAGGUCGUCUCGCAUACAAAUCAAGAAGCUGUGAAUUGUGCAUCCCCUCAAAACCACAGUUUGAUUUCAGCUUGGAGGGGAUUGUGGAAACCACAACCUGUGGGUUUGGGUGUAAUGGCAAAGGGCUUUCCAUGGUUUUUUUUUUUUUUUAAGUGUGUGCAAGGGGAGAAAGAAAGCAGAAAUGUGUAAAGUGUGGAAGUCUGAUUGAUCCAGGGCUGAACUCUGGAUUGGCACUUGUGUAUUUGUGAAGCAACCCAAAGUAUGUCAUCUAUGCCCUCAUUAGAUUUGAAAGCUGCUUACAAAAGCACACACCUUUGCAUUGGUUUGGUAACUAGCGUUUAUAAUUAAAGACUUGGUUUGUUCUCACCCGAUCAGGUGUAUGGCUACUUGAUCCAUACCUAGUGAGCCAGUCACAUAAUAGGUCAUGUUCAACACACCAGUGCAAAAUCUGUUGAAGGGGGAUUGGCAGGGGGCAUCUAGGGUGAACAGUGGCAGCAGCGCACAUUGAAUCAUUCUGAGCAUGUUGCCAAGUGAAAAGACAUUUGAGUCAAAAUCGGCUCUUAGCUCCUCGCCUACCCAGGCCAGCAGCAGCAAACUUAAGUUGUGGAUUGUUAGUUUCAUGAAAAAAAUAAUCGCCUUGUUUUGAGUACAUACAGUGAAUUGUUUUUGUAUUGCUUAAGGUACACAGAAGGCAGGGAGUUGUAGGGGCUCAUUUGUUCAUAGUAAAUAAGCAAGCAUGCCUCGCUCCUGCAGUUUGCGUGCCUGCAUUUUCCCUUUGGAGAAGGGGAGGGGCACAUGGGCAAUGAGGUCAAAGGAAGCAGCAAAUAUAAGUCUCUCCACCCAUCUGCUAGCACUUUAGUUGUACUUGCAGAGUUGGCACUGCAUAUGGUUGGCAUGUUUCCUUCUGUUUUAUUUCCUGAGGCAUCUCCCUCUUUCCUUCUCUCCGUCUUCUGAAGUUAAAACAAAGAUAAUUCUCAAUUUAAGGCAGCUUGAGACUGGUUUAUUUUUUCAGAUUUGACCAAAAAAAAAAAGAGGCUAUCUAUGUCUUGAGUGUAGGAAUGCCGUCAUAAUGGCUACGCUCCCAUUUCACAUGGAUUUGGGCUUUCAGCAUUUCAACAUGCUAUCCUUAUAUACUGCGUAGGUUCACAUUUAAUAAUAUGGUAUCCCACAAUUGAAGUAACCCAGUGUGCUUGUCCAAGUUAUGGGUGUUUUUACUAAUUGAAAUUGUAUCUUUGUCCAAGAAUUGUGUCAGAUUUCCUGGUAUGGACAUUUAGUGCGGUAUUGCAUUGCGUGUAGCCCUUUGGGGAGUUGGUUGCUGUGAUGGCCUGGGACUCGGGCUCGGACUCGGACUCAGCACCGGUUCCUUUGCCUCAGGCGGCAUCUGAACGGAGUCUGGGGCCUGAUUCUGAAGAGCCCCAGUCUGCACAGGUUCCCCUGCAACAAGCACCAGCUGAGCCGAGUCAGGGGCCUGAGCCUGCCCUGGCUCCAGUUGCGGGGAUUACCUCGUUUCCCUCUGCUGGGCAAUCACGUGCAGCUGCUCCACUACCAGUUGGGUCAGGAGAGGCUGAGGCGGCCUCUGGGUCUAGUAACCCACCAACGUCUCCCGAGCUGCAGAGACUCAGGUCUGAGAGAAGGAGAGACCUGAGUACUCGCAGGAGGAGUGCCCGCCUUUCAGCGAGACAGGGAGGUGAGUCACCGGGGGAUCAGGACUGGCCGUUACCCUGUCAGAGAUAAAAGGCUGCCGGACCCCACCCCAGGUUGCGGGAGCAACAUUGCUGCUUGCUGGAACCUGCCUGUUACCCUGUGCCUGACCUAGCCUGGUUUCCUGCCUUGGCCCUGUUGGACUGACUCCUUGUGGAAUCCUUGGAUUUGGGACCGGACCUGGACUGUGUUGCUUGGGUUAACCCUCGGGCCCAGCACAGUUACGGUGCAAAAGCUUAAAUAUUUAAGCAUAGCAUCUUGGCCAGGGGUAGACAACCUAAGGCCCAUGGGCUACACCUAUGGGGUUUUUAACUCCUUAGCUCCAUUUGAAUCCGGGUUUCAGAUAAGAUCACGAAAGUUUUGGUAUCCCAGUGGAGCUCAUUGCAUUGCAUAUGAAUAGGCAGUUACACCAGGCACCUCUACUGGCAAGGCAGCAUGCCUCUAAAUACCAAGUUGCUGGGAAUCAUGUGUUCUGUUUGUGGGCAUCUGGUUGGCCAUGGUGAGAACAGGUUCCUGGACUAGAAUAGGCCUUUGGCCUAUAAGAUCCAGCGGAGAUCUUAUGUUCUUAACACCUUGAUUUGUUCAGACAAUUAAAAUGCAAUGCCGGUGUCUUUAAAAAGCUGCUUAUCAGAGAUUUUGGAAUUCAGGCAUCUGAAGAAAUAAUUUAAGGUUUCUGUUCCAUGUGCAGUUGUUGACUUGGAAUGGCAGAUCGCUGUACCAUAUCACAAAACUGCUGUUGAGAAUGUCUGAGUUUGCAACACUGCCUGGGGCUCAUUUGUAUUGAGAAACAAAAGUUCCGAUUUCAAAAGGAAGUCAUAGAAGGGAAAGUGAAGUUGCUGAAAGGUGCAUAUAAUAUUCUGCUAGAAAGGGAAACAAAAGAUGAGGAGGUGAAAUCGGUCAUGAUUAAAUGGGCACAAGAUAUAGGUCAUAACAUACUAUUUGAAGAUUGGGAAAAAUUGUGGAAAACAGAUCUAAAAUUUACAGAUUGCUCUCUUUUGAAAGAAAAUUAUAUGAAAAUGAUGUAUAGAUGGUAUAUAACAUGAGUACAGAUUGCAAGAAUGUAUAAAACUGGGUCAAAUGUAUGCUGGAAAUGCAAAGAAAAAGAAGGGACGUUUUAUCAUAUGUGGUGGGAAUGUAGAGAAAUUAAAGCAUUCUGGGAAAUAAUAUAUACUGAGUUGAAGAAAAUGUUUAAACUAACAUUUGUAAAAAAACCCAGAAGCAUUCUUGUUAGGGAUUGUAGGAAAAUACCUGCCAAGGAAAUUAAAGAACUUAUUUAUGUAUGCGACAAUGGCAGCAAGAGUCUUGAUAGGAUAAGGACAACUAUGGCUUUAGAGAAGAAUGGGAACUUCUUACAAAUUACUUAAAAACAACAAUAAAAUGACUUGGACUCCUUGGCAGGUUUUGAAUAAACAUACACAAAUUUAUUAUUGUUAACAUAAUAGAUAGACAAUUUAAGGAUUUUUACAAUUUUAUAAUAUGCAGAGAAUAAUAUGUGUUGAAAAACCGGAGAGAGGAGCUGAGGGAAGUCUGGGGUGGGGGGUGGGAAAAAAUGGGGGGGGGGGGAAUGAAGAUGAUAUGUUUUUGAUAAUUUAUGGUGUUUAAAUUCUUAAUAAAAACUAUUUAAAAAGAGAGAGAGAGAAACAAAAGCUCCAACAUUGUAUACAUGCAGAACUAGUUGUGUGACAGUUGUAGAUCUUGACUUGGCCUGUGGGAGUAGUAGUAAUAAUUUCCUUUUUUUAAGUGGAAUUAUACAAAUAAUACAUUUUAGAGCUGCUCUAUGUUAUCAGUCAGUUUUAAAUGGUUAUGCUUGUAGUGCAGGGGGUGGUUCUGUUCCUAAAAUUUUGUGUGUGUGUGUGUGUGUGUGUGUGUGUACACCCUGAGUUCAGCAGUUCACAAUUUUUGUCUACAGAAAAACACUGCAGUAUCAUUUCGGGGUGGAUAAAGCAUACCAUAUUAAAAUAAAAUAAAAACAGAGAACAGGAUCCUGGACUAGAAUAGGCCUUUGGCCUAUAAGAUCCAGCAGAGAUCUUAUGUUCUUAACACCUUGAUUUGUUCUGACAAUUAAAAUACAAUUCCAGUGUCUUUAAAAAGCUAUUGCUGUGGAAAUUUCUGCUUCAAACUCCUGUUUCAUUUUUCAAAGUAAUGUCUCUAAUUCGUGUAUUGGAAGAACAGGAUCUAAAAUAGGAUGGCACUUGCCAUUAUUUGUAAUUAAGGAUUAUGGACAAUACUCUUACUUGAAGCCAAAUAGAGAAGGCAAGUUCAUUUUCGAAAUAAGAAAUGAGUGACUCACAUUGGAUUAAAGCUGCAUAGAAAGAGGUUCCUUUUUAAAAAUAUAUAUAUAUAUAUAUAAAUGACUACAAUAGUCAUAGUUGGCAAAGUGGCACCUUUUCAGUAUAUGAAGCUAAGUAAAUUUUAGGGACAGACUCUUCAUCAGGAUUUGGACUGGGAUUUUGUCAAGUUGCUGUUGAUCAACAUGAUGAUGAUGAUGAUGAUUAUUAUUAUUAUUCAUUAGCAAGGUUUUUUUAAAAGUAUUUUUUUCUAAAAUAUAGAAUGAACUCUAGACUGCUGGGAAAGUUUUCAGGAGAAUAACUUUGUAUGCUUGAUGUUGGUAUAAGUGCUAAAAUUACUAUCACUAGUGCUUCUACAUAUUUCCACUCUGAGAUAUCCACAGUACCGUAAUUGUUUUAAGCUUGGCAGAAUGCUGUUUACAUUCCAUUUGAUCUUGCAGCACUUUUUCUAUGUUUUGAUUAAAAAUGCAUUUUUUUCUCUAUACACAAUCCCUUUUCUGAUUGUAUAUCUGCUCUUUUAAAGUUGUAAUCCCUGGUGUGUAUUAGAACCUAAUAGUACAACUAAAUCUGAAGAUGUUUUACUGCUCAGAAAUAAUGUUAUCAAUGGGAUUGCUUCAUUAUCAAUAGGCAAGUGCAGGGUUCAAAACGCCCAUUGUUCUAAUCUUGGCACAUUUUGCGAUAGGGAAUUUCAUUAGAGCUAGUGGUUUCUGAGCUCUGGGCGUAGUACUGCGCCUAAGAUUUCAGUUUAAAACUGCAGAGUGGAAGUUGUCAGGGUCGAUCCUGGUGUGCAGGCAUCUUUACUUGGUCACAAGUGGUUGAUAGCCAGGUGCAAAAUGCGCCUGGCGCUUGACUAAUUUCAAACACUGGCAUCCUCAUUGGUCCAAGAUGCUUGAAAUGGUAGCCUGACACAUCUGGAGAGUGGAAGGUUAGUUUAGGGGGUGUUGGUGAUGAGACAGAAGGAUGACAUUGUGUUUGGUAAUAGUAUAAAACAGGCAUAGGCAAACUCGGCCCUCCAGAUGUUUUGGGAUUACAACUCCCAUCAUUCCUAGCUAACAGGACCAGUGGUCAGGGAUGAUGGGAGUUGUAGUCCCAAAACAUCUGGAGGGCCGAGUUUGCCUAUGCCUGGUAUAGAACAAUCUUCUUGUGUUACCACUGAAGGAGUGAAUGUGAACUUCUACAUUGGUCCCUCCCCCGAGAUGGAUAAACUGAAUGUGGAAAUUAAUCAAUAGUCCUUGGAGGUAUAAAAAAAGUUGUGUGUAAUGUUUUCUGGGUGCUUCUGUCCCAAGACCUUAAAAUUCCAACAGCAUACUUUUUAUUCUGAUUUCUCAGUAGAUUAUACAGUGGUACCUCAGGUUAAGUACUUAAUUCAUUCUGGAGGUCCGUACUUAACCUGAAACUGUUCUUAACCUGAAGCACCACUUUAGCUAAUGGGGCCUCCUGCUGCUGCCGCACUGCCGGAGCACAAUUUCUGUUCUCAUCCUGAAGCAAAGUUCUUAACCUGAAGCACUAUUUCUAGGUUAGCAGAGUGUGUAACCUGAAGCAUAUGUUACCUGAAGCAUAUGUAACCCGAGGUACCACUGUAUUUUUGAAAUCACAUUAUGAUUUUGAGGUGCUGUUGAAUAAUAUGAAGUGAGCACACAAGGCUGGAUGAAUGGAAUUCUCAGCUGAUGAGCUAAGAAUGGUCACACACUUCCUGACAUGCUCGGAAUUGUUUGCUAAAAAUGGAACACUCUCAAGGUACAGAGUCAAGAUCCAUGGCCGGUAGAGAGAAAAUGUUAAUGCUGUGUUGGAAUUAACCACAAUUAUCAGAUUGAACUUCCUAGUGCAAAAGUUUUCACUAGUGGCAAUGUAUGCAAUGGAAUGCUAGAUCAGAUGGAACAGAACUAUCUCACCUGGGGCUCAGCCAGGUGAGCUAAGACAAGGCUAAGUCCCCAGGCAGGGACCAGAGGGAGGAACUUAGGCUGGAUGCUAAGGCUAAGCCUAAGCCUAAGUCAUGUGUCCUGAUGAUCUGGCAUAUAACACUACAGUAGUACCUCUGGUUGCAGACAGGAUCCGUUCUGGAGCUCUAGUCGGAUCCUGAGGUUUUCGCAACCAGAGGUGCCUGUUCUGCGCAUGUGCGCAGCACGGUAGAGCGGUUCUGCGCAUGCGCACAGUGCAGUAGAGCGGUUCUGCACAUGCGCGCGUGGCGAAACCUGUAAAAAUACUGCCGGGUUUGCCGCGUGUGUAUCCCGAAGAUUCUGUAACCAGAGGUGCGCAUAAGUAGAGGUACCAUUGUAUUUUAAAAGCUAAUUUUCUCCCUGCCAGGCUUAGGCAGAGCAGCAGGUUAGGAUCUGGCGUAACUUUGCACCAGCUUUUUGUGCAUAGGAUUGCUACCUAAGUUGCUCACAUCUAAUUUGAAAUUCUUUCUAAAAGAGCAGUAGCACCUAUGAUUUAGAAAAAAAAUAGUGAGAAGACACAAAGCAAAGAUAAUGACGGAAAGAAAUUAAAAACUAAUAUUUAAAACUCCACUGUUCUUUAAACCAGUAUAUCUGGAUAUAUUGUUGAGAACUGAUUAUUUUGAUUGGUGGAAAGAAUAUUCUUGUUUAAUCAAAUCUUGAUAAAUGGUUAUUGGGUGCUUGUUGUUGUUUUUUUUAAAAAAGACUUCUUUUAUUAUUCCACUCAAGGCAGAAUAGUGUUGUGCUAUUGUGAGCUUUAUGGCAUUUUUACCUUGAAAUCUUAAAAAUUGUCUUAAAGGAUGGGUGGAGCAGCAAAUGUCCCUGUGACUGUGAUUUCCUGAGCUUACAAACAGGGAAGCUGCUGUUCAAAAAGGAAGAAAGUGUUUGAACCUUGAAUUACAAAGUCAACGCACAUUAUUCCCUGCACUCUUAAGAACAAAGCCACUCUCCCUGUGCUUCCUGAUGGCCUCUUUCCGGAGCUAGUAGAAUAACUUGUUUAUUUACAAUCUGAUCCAGUGGCUUGUGUCCAAAAAGCAAUGUGUGUGCACGCGCAAGUGUGGUUUUGUUUUUCUUCCAGUGUAGUUCAAAGAGCAUCCUUUUUCGUUCAAGGUGAGUUAAAUGCAUCCAAUUGCUGCUUAUUUGGCAAUACAGGUUUCAUUCCUGCUGGUGCCUGUAAAUACUAUUUAAAGCUGAUAUUUUACCCCCCACAAUUUAUUUAAAAGUAUUUCUAAUCCUCCCUGCAUUGCAGAGGGACCCCAAGGUUGGCAGCAAGGUGGGGGCUAAGUAAUGCAGCCCUUGGGUGGGGGGUGACCCAGACACCACAUGGUUGGUACCAGAGCAGAUACAGGGAGAAGAUUACUGGAAAUCAGAAUCCCAGGUAAAUGAGGCAGGAAUUACACACAGCGAUUUCAGCUCAGGAUUGGUGCAUUGUUCUCACUGUGCACGAUGACUUGAGCAGAGGUAACGUUUUUCAGCCCCUUUUGUAUUUUCCAAAAUACAGUGGUACCUCAGGUUAAGUACUUAAUUCGUUCCAGAGGUCAGUUCUUAACCUGAAACUGUUCUUAACCUGAAGCACCACUUUAGCUAAUGGGGCUUCCUGCUGCUGCUGCGCCGCCGGAGCAUGUUUUCUGUUCUCAUCCUGAAGCAAAGUUCUUAACCAGAGGUACUAUUUCUGGGUUAGCAGAGUCUGUAACCUGAAGCAUAUGUAACCUGAAGCGUAUGUAAUACAGGUACCACUGUAUUUUCUGUUUUAGCUUGUACAGUGGUACCUCUGGUUCCAUAUGCUUCAGGUUCCAUACGCUUCAGGUUACAGACUCUGCUAACCCAGAAAUAGUACCUCUGGUUAAGAACUUUGCUUCAGGAUGAGAACAGAAAUUGCGCGGCUGCAACCGGAGGCCCCAUUAGCUAAAGUGGUGCUUCAGAUUAAGAACAGUUUCAGGUUAAGAACGGACCUCCGGAAUGAAUUUAAGUAUGUAACCAGAGGUACCACUGUAGAAUACAAUUUAGAGCACGUUGACAUAGUCAUAGUUGCAUAACAACUAUGCAGAGAAGAAAAGCUUGUAUCAGGAUCUGUGCAUGAUCACAGGGAUUGUUUCAGAUGAGCACUGUUGUUUUCAGGGUGGUAGUCUGAGGAAACAUGGGACUCUCAAGAGGGGAAGUUGAUGAUCUUGCUUAGAGAUGCACCAUGUAUGGUUUUGUAAGCAACAGGUGAGUGUGCAGGGCUGGGCGAUACCUGGUUUUCAGUGUUGCGAUAUAUCUCCAGCUUAAACAUCUUGAUAUGCCGAUAUAUCACGAUGUCUGAAAUAAGGGUGGAGCUAUGCGGAGGCAUUGGCCGGCUUCACGGUUUUCCCUGCAUUGUGAUUUUUUUCAUAGCGCAUGAACACCCACCCAUGAUUUGCAAUAUAUGGCCAGGUCAAAAACUAUGAAACCGAUAUCACGAUAUGGACUUCAAGCAAUAUACUGUAUCAAUAUAUCACCCAGCCCUAUUAGUGUGCUAUGGAAGUGUUAGUAGGGUGUCUCAUUGAAUAACAUAGAAGAACAUCUGGCCCUGCUGCAGUCAGACCGGCUCCCCUCUCCUCCUGUGGUGGGAAGGAAAGAUGUUGGCUAUUCUGUUUUGCGAGCAUUUGGCUCCUGGUUUAUCUUCUGUACUUCAUAAAUGUUAGCUGCUUUGAGGACUCUGGUAAAAAAGCAGGAUGUGAAUGUACUAAGUCAGUAAACAUCCUUGUGAAAGUCUCAAGUGUUGGGCUGCACCUCAGCCAAUGUGGUUUAGUGGAUGGGGGAUUCAUUGCUUCGUUUGCGGGGGGCAGGUCUCUCUCAGACACCGCUAUCUUAAAAUGUCUGCUACCCUGAAUCUUAGUAAAAUGUGAUGAAAACAGUUUCAGAGUUCUAGUCCAGGUUCAUUCUCUCUCUCUCUCCCAGUAACAAAAUACCAACUGGUAAAUUAUUUCUUUACAUACCAAGUUCCAAGUUUCCUAAUCCUUUUUCCAAAAUGACACAAGGUCACAUGGGCCUGUAUGAAAAGUAUAUUUCAUCAAAACAAAACCCUUUAUUCCAUUGUAAAUGGAUGGGUAACCUGCUGUGCCUUUUGCUGUAAAUCAAGUGCCAGGAAUCUAAAUGCUAUUCUUGCAGCUUCAAACUUUAAACAACCUACUCUGUUUAGAACUGGGUUGUGUGCCAGCAGUUAAAGCACAACCAUAUAGGGUAUGGCAGAACUUGUGGUUUUGGAGCGAGAGCAUGAUAAACGUGAUCAGUUACUUUAGUAUCACAAGUACAUAUAAGUCUCUCGUAUUCAUACUCUCUCACAUACACAGGCACACACAAAUAAAUUGUGUUAUAUUUUUGGCUCUUUUUAUGGUUCGGUUUUCUGCAGUAGCAGAAACUUGCAAGCUAGUUUGCACAAAAGAAGGUGCAAUAGCAGCCGACUGGCCUUCCCACAGGGUCACAAAAGUAGCUUGCACAUAAACAGGUUUUGAUAACUGGUGUGUGUGUGUGUGCGUGCGUGGGUGCCGCCGGAGCAUGAUUUCUGUUCUUAUCCUGAAGCAAAGUUCUUAACCUGAAGCACUAUUUCUGCGUUAGCAGAGUCUGUAACCUGAAGCGUAUGUAACCCGAAGCGUAUGUAACCUGAGGUACCACUGUAUGUCACGCCCUUAUUCGUCAAUUGCUAGAUAAGCAGAGCUUUUGGUAUUCUCAGUAUUUCAUGUCCCUAAUGCUUCUGGGGGGGGGGGGCACAGGUGGCACUGUGGGUUAAACCACAGAGCCUAGGACAUGCCGAUCAGAAGGUCGGUGGUUUGAAUCCCCGCAACGGGGUGAGCUCCCGUUGUUCGAUUCCUGCUCCUGCCAACCUAGCAGUUCGAAAGCACGUCAAAGUGCAAGUAGAUAAAUAGGUACCACUCCGGCGGGAAGGUAAACAACGUUUCCGUGCGCUGCUCUGGUUCGCCAGAAGCAGCUUAGUCAUGCUUACCCAUGCUGGCCACAUGACCCGGAAGCUGUACUCCAGCUCCCUCAGCCAAUAAAGCGAGACGAGCACCGCAAUCCCAAGCGUCUGUCACGACUGGACCUAAUGGUCAAGGGUCCCUUUACAUUUUAAUGCUUUUUAGAUCAACCUGCUCAGUUGGUUAGAGCAUGCCAAGGUUGCAGCUUUGAUCCCUCUAUAGGACAGCUGCAUGUUCCUGCAUUGCUGGGGCUUGGACUAGAUGACCCUCCACAACUCUAUGAUUCUUUGAUAGGGUCUUGAUACACACCCAGCAGCUUAAGUGGAAGCUUUCUGUUUGGGGGAGUAAAGGCCUAGUAACCAUUCCUGGGUAUCUUCUGAGUAUUUUGAUCCUGUGUUAGAUACGCCUGACGAAACGACUUUCAAGUGAAGGCAAUUAAAUAGACGUUUCAGUUCACGAAAGUUGAGAGCUGCAAUAAUUUCAGGCUAUAUAUGGUGUGUUCGUGCAAAUAAUGGAAGUGUAUUAAUAGCACCAAUUUUCCAUAUGGGUUGAGAGCAAAUGUCCUUUGAAAGAUAUCCUGCGCUUAAGGAACAUAUUUGUAUUGGACUGUAAAAAUCAAUAUGCCACUUGGAGAAAGCUGUUUUGGGAUAAUAACUUAUUUUUUUUACAACAAGGUUAAAACUAACCAAUGGAAAUCUAGUAAGGCCUAAGCUUCUCUCCCCAUUAAAUAGUAGCUCUUCACAUUGCUUUUGGGUUAUUUGUUGGCCAUGGUCAAAUUGGGGUGAGGAAAAUAUACCCUUCCUCGUUUAAGGAUUAAUCUUCAUUUCAAGAAUGGUUCAGUUGGGGUGCUUGUCUGUUAAAGGUCCCCCCCCCCGUCAAUUCCUUGAGAAUCAUUUUUUUUAACGUCUUCAGUUUGUGUCCAAGGAACUUAGGGGCAUUUUACUCUCACGCCAAGUUUGAGCAGGUUUGCUCACCCUGUGAGCUUUGUAGCUAAACGGGGAUUAGAACUGGGCAUUAGGAAUUCUGUCUCUUCUUCUCCCUGCCCCCCAAUUUCCAGAUACUUCUGUACCACAUUAGCCCUCUGCCUAACAGCUGUCACCCAACAUUAAAUGAUUCAAAGUAAAUCAGUCGCUACAUGCUCAAACUCUGCAUGGCUUCAGAGAGACGUAUCAUGAAAUAAGAUACACCAGCAAUAUUUUUUUUUUUUGCAUGCAAAUAGUGGACAAGUGAACACAAUUGGAUUUGGGCAUGCUUUGUUUCAAAGUGGUUCUCUUAAGUGCACUACUUUUGCUGGUGCUUUGUAUUCUGCAAUGUGAAUAUUGCAGUACAUUGAUUUCAGAUUUCUUUGGAUGAGACAGAAGAGUCUUCCCUUACCAUUUCUGCAUCUUGUCCAAAGCCCAUAAAUUCAUUUUCUAGUCUGGUAGGGAGUCAGACAACAUGGGAACAUGAUGAUUAGAUAUGUGAGUGACUUGUUAUUCCACUUUCUGGGUAGGAAGCCAUUUGGUGUCCAUGGGCUUGUGAUUCAUUUGGAUGCUUCCUUUUAACCAACUAGCAAAGGAGGCAUAUUUUGCUGAUUUCUCUCUGCAGGAAAUCCCAGAAGCUGAUUUUCAGAGAUGCUAGGGAAUUCAGGGGAGUGAAGGAAUCUGCAGAACGCCUGCUACAUGGUCCUUUUGUGAGCAUAAGGGCAUCAAUCCGAUUCCGCUUGCUGCCUGCUCCUAAGCCAUUCAUUGAAAGCUAAAGGUUGAUUCCACUAUAUACAUUGGUAGUGUGUGUGUGGAAUAUGACAGUCGCACACCAGACCUUCAAAGCGCUACUAUACCACUUUAAGAGCUACGGACAAUUUUGGGAACUGUAGUCUACUGAUCUCUUAGAGCUACAAAUUCCAGCACCCAUCAGAAACUACCACUACCAACAAUUCUCUAUGGCUCUUACAAUGACACGAUACAGUGGUACCUUGGGUUAAGAACUUAAUUUGUUCUGGAGAUCCGUUAUUAACCUGAAACUGUUCUUAACCUGAAGCACCACUUUAACUAGUGGGGCUUCCUGCUGCCGCCGCGCCACCGGAGCACGAUUUCUGUUCACAUCCUGAAGCAAAGUUCUUAACCUGAAGCACUAUUUCUGGGUUAGCGGUGUCUGUAACCUGAAGCGUAUGUAACCCGAGGUACCACUGUAGUGCUUUAAAUGCAUGGUGGAUAUGUGACCUAAUUUGGAACACAUACAUUUACAUUAAAACUUUUGUACAUCAGCUCUCGUUUUUAAAACCUCUUGUUCAGUAACUAGAAAUGCUCAGUAAAUAUUAAGUAGUAGUAUACAGUGGUACCUCAGGUUACUAACACCUCAUGUUACUUCGGGUAGCAGACCACUAACCCAGAAGUAGUACCUCGGGUUAAGAACUUUACCUCAGGAUAAGAACAGAAAUCACAUGCCAGUGGUGUGCCGGCAGUGGGAGGCCCCAUUAGCUAAAGUGGUAUCUCAGGUUAAGAACAGUUUCAGGUUAAGAACGGACCUCUGGAACGAGUUAAGUAUGUAACCAGAGGUACCACUGUAUAUAUUUUUGGUAUCUUUAAAACUGUCAAAUCUCUUUUGCUUUAGGAUGUUCAGAAAGAGCGAGAAGCUCACACGUAUCUUACCAAAGAAGCAAUCAAGGAAAAAGUCCAGACAUACAAUUCAGAUGUCACUGACAAGCUAAAGAUGACAUUGGUAAGACUGUGUGUAAAGUUUUUUAAAGUUUUGGUAGUUUAAAGGGGUGCAUGGCGGCAACAUAAAAUCACCACUGUAUGCUUUGAGUAUAUGGGCUUGGACAAAAUUUAUGUAUUAUCAUAUUCAUUGUUUUCACAUUCUGUGUAUUUGUACUUAAAAUAUUCCUAAACACUAUAUAGCAGAAUGGUGCUACCUUAUUGGUUGGCAGUCAAAGAGAGGAAAAUGAAAACAAGCAAAUUCAGCAGAUGCCUUAGUUUAACCCAGCAGUGUCAUGGGACUACCUUUGAAGGAUCUUCAAAAGUUACAGUUGAUUUAGUAUGCAGGAGCAAGGAUGCUCAUGUGACACCUGUCCUGCAAGAGCUGCACAUUGCCAGUUUGUUUCUGGGCACAAGUUGAUGUUUUGAAAAUUAACCCUUUAAAGCCCUACAACAGGGGCAGAGAAUAGGAUCUGGCUGGCAGGCCAAAUCCUGAGCUCUCCCCUACCCUUCUCAGGGUCAUUUUGACAGGCCCUAACAAUCAAGGUGACCCAACAAGCCAUACUUUGAGAGCAAACUCUGCUUUGUGUAAGGAUCGGUAGUGCAGCAGAUCUCAGCAGGCCUUGCUGUAGGCCCCAGUCAACUGAUUGGCAUUCAUGGCAAGCUCACUCACAGAGGAAGAUCUUUUGUAUUGCCAGCUUGAAUUCAAAGGAGGAAUCUGGGGUGUGCUUCUAGUUUUUCUUCCUUUUAGCUGUGGCUUGAAACUCCCUUGUGCUUGACCUCAUAGAUGCUAUCAAGCAUAGGAAAGAUGUUUGUGCUUUGCCUGUCUCCAAGACCUGGCAGAACUAAUUUGAUCUGCGGCCUAGCAGUUCCCCACCUUUGCCCUAAAAGGCUUGGGCCCAGGUUACCUAAAGAGCACACUGCCUUAACAUCUGGGGGAGGGGCCUUUCUCUACGUUUCAUCUAUGAUGGAAGCAGAGUUGAGUGUGACUUUCAAUGGCCGCAUUCCAUUUUACAGUCGUACCUCGGGUUACAUACGCUUCAGGUUACACACUCCGCUGACCCAGAAAUAGUGCUUCAGGUUAAGAACUUGGCUUCAGGAUAAAAACAGAAAUUGGGCUCCGGCGGCGCAGCGGCAGCAGGAGGCCCCAUUAGCUAAAGUGGUGCCUCAGGUUAAGAACAGUUUCAGGUUAAGAAUGGACCUCCGAAACGAAUUAAGUACUUAACCCGAGGUACCACUGUAUAUUUGCUUGCCCCACAAAACCUGGGUGGCUCCCUUUCUUGCUGGCUAGUAAAGACUUUGAAAGAAAUUAUAUGCCAGACUUUUGCCAUACGUGGCAGAAUGGCAGAUAAGCCUCCCCCCAGCUCCUCUGAGUUGGUUUUCAUGUUAUCGUAGAAUAAUAGAAUCAUAGAAUUGGAAGGGACCCUGAGGAUUUUCCAGCCCAACUCGCUGCAGUACAGGAAUCUACAACUCUCCCACAUGGGGAUCAAAUUUGCGACUCAAACUCAGCACCGUGCUCUAGCCAACUGAGCUAUGUCUGCAUCCGCUUGUGUUGUGUUGGGGUUUUUAUGCUGAUUUUGUUGCGACGUUGUGAUGUGCAAGCAUUAGAAAAGCGGGGGGAGCAAAAAUGGAUGUAUGGAAAUGUAUCUGAUCCUUGAGCUUCUGGUUAUUUUGAAAGAACUAACCCUAUAGUUUUUGUGUGUAUUCUAGCACUCCAGCGGAGUAUACACCGGCUUCAUCAAAGUUCAGAUGGAACUGUGCAGACCCAUCACGGUACAGGCUCCUGCGAGUCCCGGGAAGCAUGUCAACAACAACUCGGAGACAGCUUUUUGCUUGCCUAACGGCUACACAAAUACCCUUCACAUCAGCAGCACUAACACUGUUCGUGAAGUUAUUGAAGCUUUGCUCAAGAAGUUCAUGGUGGCUGAUAACCCUGCCAAGUUUGCGCUUUAUAAACGUUGUCACAAGGAAGAUCAAGGUAUGCUUCUAAAUCUUCUGAAUGAUCAUAUGGUCGCUCUGUACUCUUAAGACUUGGGGAAGAGGGCUCCCCGGUUUGAAGUCCCAUCUAGCAGAGGUUUUCAACCAUUUGGGUCCGUGGUUCCCUUGACCAACUACGUUCUUUCUGCGGCACCCCUGUGGGGCUCAGGAGCCCAGUUAUGUCACCCCUUGCCUGCAGAGCCCCUCAGCCCUUUUCGAACACACUCCUUUGUGGAGUGUUCCCUCAGCCUCGUCUUCUCUCCUCUCUUCUUAGGAGUCGUCUGGGCAGCUGCAGCUGCCAGCCCUGGUCUCUGAGCUGCCCCUCCCCUGCCCCAAAGAGAGGUGCCUCCUCCCACUGCCCCACAGGGGCCUGGGAAGCACCCCCUGGCCAGCCCUAGAAGCACCAUUCACCUGUGGAACUUGUAGCCAGGGCUGCUGCAACAAAAAGCUGUUCAAGCCUUGGGGAGGCAGAGAUGCAAGAAGGCAUCAGAAGAAGGAGGGAGGGACAGAGUUGCCAGUGGCACCCCUGACCAUCAUUCAAGGCACCCCAGGGGGCCAUGGCACACUGGUUGAAAACCACUGCCAUCUAGUGAUAGCGGUUUCGCGCGCUAUGCAAAAAUCACAAUGUGGGAAAAACUAUGAAGCCAGCCCAUGCCUGAUGCCUCUACAAACUCCAUCCUUAUUUCAGACAUCGUGAUAUAUCAGUUUAUCACAAAGUUUAGCUGGUGAUAUAUCACAAUGUUGAAAACCAAGUAUCACCUGGCCCUAUUGAGGACACUAGAGUUUGUUGGAAAAUACUUAGAUUUAUUCAGCUUGAUGGAUUUUACUGCAGAGGGCUGUAGUACGUAAGAAGUCACAGCAAAAAGGUUUCUACUAAGGCAGAAUCGUCAUUAGAUACACAACCCAUAGAUUCACUCCAAACACUGUUUAGAUCCAGCCACAUUGCACUACUGUAUAGGCCGACCUGUUUACAUCUAAAUACUAGGCCUACUAAACACAACAUGCACUUGUAUCAUGUUUUGAAAAUACAGUACCAUCUUUCUGUUUAGGUGGUGUACGAAUUGAAAAGGCACAUAAAUAAUAUUGUCUAAUAAAAUCGCAUACAUUUGCUACAAGACUCUUAAACGAGCAAGCAAGGGAGCCAUAAACCAGAACCAUAAAAGAUACAAAGAACUGAGUGCUGGUUUAAGUCAGCCUUUCUUAUCUUCCUUCUGAAAGUGUGUAAAUGUUCUUGCUUUUGAAAAAGGCUCUGGAAACGGUUCUUGCUACCCUUGCUGUUGGGCCACCACUGAGAAGGCUAUCUUCUCUGAAUGCUAAAUUGCUUCACAUGCCAAACAGAAGGAGCAAGAUUUCAUUCCAGUGCUUAGGAAUGUUCAUCUGGCAAAAGUGGUCCCUUAGAUAUACUUGAGUCUUGGCUGUAAAAUAAAGUGGUUGGCGUUUUUUUCCCCACAAGUAGCAGGAAACUGAUUGCAUAUACACUUGUCAGUUUUGUGUAUUCUGAAUAUGUUUAAGUUUGGGUGUUUUGCUUAGUGUUUCCUUUUUUGCUUUAGCAGUUGUCACUGUUGCUGUGCCUCACGUAAUGAACUUUGCUCAUAAUUCUCAGUUUGUGCAGCAACAUUUGAGGUGGGGGGCGGUCUUUUGUGUGUAUGUUGAUCUAGUUCUAGUCUAGAAUUUUUAGCAGAAAUUCUGUAUGCAUAUUUACUCCCCACCCCUUUUAAUCUCACACUUUUUUAGUGUAUAUGUGCAAGCUCUCAGAAAUUGAACAUCCCCUUUAUUUGCGGUUGGUGGCAGGCCCAAGGACAGACAUGCUGAGUUUUGUUCUCCGUGAGCAUGAAACUGGAGAGUUUUUGGUAAGUUGGCAGCUCUGUUUAUAGCAUCAAACAGCUUGGAGGGGUUCUUGAGGGUUUCCAAGUCCUACUUUUUUCCAUUGCCAGGAUUUUGGACUAUUUCCCAAUUGAUGUUUGUCAAGUGUACUACUCUCAGGCUCUUUUGUAGGCCAGAGAAGGACCUGUUUUGAUACCAGUUAAAAUCCAGUCUGUAAUUUUAAGAUUUUUAAAUCAUCUACAUGCUUUUGUAAUCCCCUUUCCCCUCCACAGUGGGAAGCUUUUAGUGUUCCUGAACUACAGAACUUCUUGCGUAUACUGGACAAGGAAGAAGAUGAGCAGCUGCAAAUCUUACAAAGACGCUAUGCAGCAUACAGAGACAAACUUGAAGAAGCCCUUGGUGGAGUCUGGAAACCAGGUUAAAAUGGGGCCAAAGAACACUCAGGAAAAAUACAAAUUACCAAAUAUUGCAUCGCAUGCCAACCCCCAGAGCAAGAGCAAGAGUACCUGUGUCAUUAAAACAUAUGACCUUUUUUUGUUAUCAUAGAGGUGGUUCUGUAAAUUUGACAUACUUUUACAUCUUGCAGGUAGCAGCAAAGGGAAUUUGCAAUAUUUGCAGACCUGUGUUGUGUGCGUACUUCACGAGUCUUUUCAAGAUUGCAUCAUGCUAACUGUGAUUGUAUGAUGAAUCUGUUUUCAAAGACCCUGUGAAACACAAGACAUUAUGUGCUUUAAUUACAAUUUGUAGCUUUUAAAACUUAAAGGGGUGUGCAAGUUAGAUUUUAUUAUAAAUCUCAGCUCGGUUUAGAAUAAGGAUUAGCACACUAUUUGAUACCAAAAUUGAUUUUUGCACUACCUUUCUUCUGAUAUUUUUGAAAUACGUAUUAUUUUUAUUUGUAGAAGGGAUGAACAAUUGUGUCCCAAAUGUUAUGCAGAAGAUGUUGAAGUAGUUUGAGCUGGAGAAGGUAGAGGGGAAGUAGAAAAGAAGGUGAGAGAGGAGAGAAGUGAGAAUGUUGGAACAGGAGAAAAGUUGGUUAGUGUGUUGUAAAGACGGUUGAGUGUUUAUGCUGAUUAGUAUUACUGAAAUUAAUAUAUUCAGAUGCUAUUAUUGAGAGAGAAUUUACUAAAUAUAGUAAAAGCGGAAUUGCAUAGAGGCUGUGUGCGACCAGCAACACACUUUAGUCACAGUCUUGCAUGUGCUGUUAAAAUACACUCAGAUUCUUGGUUGAGGUUUUCAUUAGUAAAAACAGCUUUUAAGGAAUUAAUCCACAACUGUUGCAAUGCUGAAAGGUGCAGUUGCCUUGAUCUCACCACAAAACUUCGUACCUUUGCGUAGAAAGAGGCAAAAUAGUGCCAUUCUCCUGGUUUUAUUUAAAAACUCAAGGAAGAAAGAAAAUCCUUCUGAAUUAAGUAGGCUAGGAGGAAAAGUAGCUUUGCGCUGUGAGAAACUUGAGCUAUAUCUGGUUUGGUUUCUGUGUUUAAACUAUACAAGUUUUGAAAAACUGGCUAGGAUUCUGUAUGCUGCUGAACCAUGGUAAAUAAUUGGAAGAGGAAGAAUUUUGUGUUUUGACUGUAACUGCAUUUUCCCCCAGAACUAUUUUUAUCUAAAGUAUGUAAGGUGUAAAUGAAAUCAAAGAAAUGGGUGUGCAAUUCAAACCUUUAUAUAAAUGUAUCAAAAGACUUUCAAGUUUAUAUUUGCAGCCACCCAGGGGAAAAAAAGAUAUUGGUUUGGAGUAAUAAUUUAUAUAAUUUAAGGAAUCGUGAGCAGCAACCAUCCCCCCUCCCUUUGAAUUAUUUGGGCAUUAAUUUUGAAAUUUCUGAGUAAUAUCUGCCAGUCGCUGACACCUGGUGGGGAUUAUAUGCAACUCCAAGACAUAUGUUCUCUUGGGAAAGUGUGCCUUGUUUUUAAAACUUUGGCUGUUUAUUCCCCUCAAAAUAUUGAGGUUUGAGGGAGAGGUUCUAAUCUCAGACUUGCCAAGACAAUCUUGAUAUAUUAAAUGGUUAGCAAUAACUUAAAAGUAGAAUUAGGUAUCAAUCAAAGGCAUAUCUUGUUGGAGUUUUUAUUAUUAUUUCAUGUGUAAUACUGUAGUGCUUUGUGUGUGUCUUACUGUUUUUUACCAGAGACCUAAUCAAGAGUCACAUAGGGUAGUGGGGGAAGGUUAUGUGUUGAACAUCAGUUUUGGAAUUAUUUUUCUACAAAGGCUAUGUGUCACAUUAUCGGAAAGGUUUAGGUGUUAACUGCUUCUAUGUGCCAGCCACCCAGAAGCCUUUGCCCUUUGUUGAGGGAAGUGUUAACAUUUAAAUGCUUCUUCUAGCACACAUGCUGACCAGUCGUGUGCAAGGGUAUACACCCUGCCAGGGACACACCGUUAACUGGCAGAGAGUGUAUACUUUGCGCACAGUGGCGCAAUCCUCUUAGCAAGAUGCAUCAAACAUGGCUCCUGCAUAAAACAUUGUCACAGAAAGAGAUUUUUCACUAGAGCAGAGCCAAAAGUUAAUCACUGAGCCCUUUCUGCUAAAAUUAGGGGUGCAGAGGGUAGCGCCACCCCGCAAAAAACAACAACGGUGGUGACCCCCCCCACUCACUUUUUUUGCUCCUUCCACUGCAUUUUCAUUUAUUUUUCCCAUUUCUGAGUGCUGUUGCUUUGUUUCAAAAUGGCAGCUUUUUUUUACAGCGGUUCUCAACCUGUGGGUCCCCAGGUGUUGCUGGACUACAACUCCCAUCAUCCCUGAGCUCUGGCCUUGCUAGCUAGGAGUGGUGGGAGUUGUAGUUCAACAUCUGGGGGCCCACAGGUUGGGAAAGGCUUCACCUGUCUUGAAGCCAGAUCGGAGUGACGGCAGGAGGGCCCUGCUUCCUGCUUCCACUCUGGUUGUCUUCCUGGGUUAAGAAGUCAGUGGAGUAAGGGAAGAAAGCUCCAUUUCCCAUUUUGGCCUCAGAACGGACACCAUCAGAGCUAGGAAGCAGUAUAUCCUGUAUGCAGUGGAAGAAAUGCCAUCGGCAGGGAGAGUGAACAUGCUGCUGGCAAGUCAGGAGAAAACCCCACCCUUCUUUGUGUUCGUAUUCUCAUGUGCACAGUUCCAAAAUGGCUGCCCAACUUGGAUGUGGUAAACUGGGGAAGAGGAGUGCAUUUUGGCUUAGCUCUUUGCUCAUGCCUUGCGUCUGGGAGCAGCUGAAUUCUAAACUGGCCUUUGGAGUCACUUAAUUCUAUUGAAACUCAUAAAAAGUUGAUGUUUGGAAUUUUAAUAUUAAUCAGGUUGCUCGAAAUUUAAAUACUGUAUUUCAGUCUAGAAAUGACAAUCUACAAGUAUGUGAAUCUUAAUUAUUAUUAUUUUUACUUGAACUUUGUGUUUUCCUAACCCCUACAUCUUCUCUUGGUGUGUUUUAUGAACUGCAGGAAUAACAAAAUUUAUAUUCCAAGCAGUCUCAAGCUGAAAGCACACUGGUUACUACAGGUGUUUUGUUUUUGUUUUUUUUAAAAAACCCAAAGCUUCAAAGAAUAGGUCAACAUUGAUCCAAAGGUAGGGUUUUUUGGGUUUUUUUGUAGGCUUUAAUUUUGUUUUCUUGUCAGGUUCUUAAUCUGUCAAAGAUGCAUUGCAAACUGUUUUAUGUUUUGACUUUGGUAGUAGCUGACUGGAGGGUGAUGUGGAAAACACUGAAAAAAGGUUUUCUUUUUUAAAAAAACAAACUUGUACUAUUUAUUUUGAAUUUUUUUUAAUAGGGAAGCCUUAAUGAUUCCCUUUGAAGUUGUUAUAGCAAGUUGUAAUUCCAUCAUUAAAGCUAAAGUUGACACCGAUAUGGAUGCUUUCAUUGUUUCAUUAUUGGUUUAAAUUUAUAGUCCUUCCAACUACAGGUUAAUGGUAACAAUCUUUGCUGACUUGAUGGGACUUCGCAACAGCAGUAUCCUCAAUCUGCACCAGGCAUCUGACACCAGCUAAAUUUCCCUCAAUAUCUCCAAGGCUGAGGGGUACAAUAUUUACAUUAUUUUUGUUGUUCUUACAGUUAUACAUCCACAUGCCAGAGAUGGAUAGUGACUUUCCCAGGACACAAAAUUCUGCUAUGUUCAAGGAUAAGAAAAAGCAAACCAUUUGCUCACGUUGCAGCAAUCAGGAAAAUUCCUUACAAAUUCAAACCACGCAUCCUAGUAAAGGCAUAACCAAGCCUGCAGCAAGUAUUCUUCAGCUUGGGGAUGGCAGGUGCUUAACACAUUAAGCAGCUAUGGCCCAUUAGAAUCUGAGAGAGUUGUCAUAUUGUAGACGUUGCAUAUUAUCACAACCCUUUAUACUUUGAGAAACUGCAGGGCCUGCAUUUAUCCAAAAUUGUUUUUCAGGGCUCUAACAUGAUGCUAUAACAUCUAACGAAAACUAACCACGGACCUCCUUCAUUGGUCUUAAAAGAUUCAUCAUUGCUCCUGGAGUCUUUGGAGCUUUAUUAAGUGAGAGCAACCCAACUGAAGCUGGAGUUCUGUUUCGAAAGUGAAGCAAAUGAAUGAUAAACAAUUAAACCGUGCUGUAAAGUGAUUUCUUUCAUCACGAAAGAGAACACAUGGCAUUCUGUAUAGUUUCUUUAUUCAAAUCUCACUUCAGAAACCACUGAGCAGGCCCAGAAUUUUCAGUAGCUUGGGAUCUCUCUCUGCACUAAAUGUUACAAACAUAAGAUAAUUUGUAGUGCUAAUUUGGGUUUUUCCUGAGGUUACUUUAUAGGUAAAACUACCCACUUCCACCAAGGGUGGUCAUGGGUGUUGGGGUUCCCCCCUCCCCUAUUUAACAAAGACAUUUUAAUUUAUUUAUUGAAGUGUUUGUGCUAUUUACUAUGCAUAGCUAUUCAUGCCUUGGCUACAACCACAUUAGUCUGCUGUCAUGUGCACUAAAUGUUGUCUUUUAAGGAUGAUCUGGAAGCUUUAACUCAGGGGUCAGUGAAUUUUUUCAGCAGGGGGCCAGUCCACUGUCCCUCAGACCUUGUGGGGGGCCGGACUAUAUUUUGAAAAAGAAAAAAGAAUGAAUUUCUAGGCCCCACAAAUAACCCAGAGAUGCAUUUUAAAUAAAAGCACACAUUCUACUCAUGUAAAAACACGCCGGUUGCCGGACCAUCCGCUGGCCGGAUUUAGAAGGCGAUUGGGCUGGAUCUGGCCCCUGGGCCUUAGUUUGCCUACCCAUGCUUUAACUCGUAGAAAACAGCUGGUGAGUUACAUGUGCAGGCUAAACAAUACCUUUUUCAGAGGAACAUACAGGACAUAUUCUGCACCACCUCUUCUGCUUUCAAAGAGCCAAUGAAAGUGUUGAUUGUUCCCUUUAAAGCCUUAAAUAGUUUAAGACCAGGUUUUUAGGAGGAGGAGGCCCCAUUAGCUAAAGUGGUGCUUCAGGUUAAGAACGGACCUCCGGAACGAAUUAAGUACUUAACCCGAGGUACCACUGUAGAACAUAAGGCCCCAUAAAACAGAUGAAGUGUUAAUUGUGCCUGUGCUUAUGGAAGGUUCUUAAAAGCACUUCAAAGGGAGUCAGAACUGUGCUAAUGGCCACAGAGCGCAGCACUUGUGUAAUUUCAACACGCAGUGGUAUUGUGUAGUGGGGUGUCCUGCCCCUUGCUGCCAAGCGGUGUGUACACUUCAGAACAUUAUGUGGAUGCAGGAUGUGUUGUUGUUUUUACAAAAUUUUAAGCUGUUCCUCACAAAGCUAAAUCAAUGUGUUAUGAUCACCAAACAAUACGUCACUCAACAAUUCAGAUAUGUGUACCUUUAAUUUCAGUUCAUCACAAACAAUUAUUUUUGUUGUACAUAAAUUUAAUUACUGAAAAGUGCAGCAAUAAUACAGGGUCCUUCAAAGGGCACUUUCUAAAAAAAUUGCUAUGAUUCAUGAGUAAGAAAACUAGCAUACAUAGUUGUCAUACAGCAACACUUAAAGGAAAACUGAACAGAAAAUGCCAUGGUUUUGAGCAGCAUUACAAACAUUUUACUGGGGUUUUUUGUUUUUGUUUUGUACUGAUCAGGAUGGAUUUGGUGGUGUGGGGCCUAAGUACAAAAAAAAGACCUACCUAGUACAAGCACUUGUAAAACCCUAGCAAUUACAUGCAGUGACUGUCUAUUUGGUGAGUUACAUAUGAACAGACAGCCUUCCAGAAUAACUUGCCUUUUAAAAGAACUUGCAUUUUGGCCAAGAGUUGUUUUUUAGCAGAAACUUCUGAGAUGAUAGGGCAGUGCUGUGAAACGUUAACGAGCCCUGAAAAAAAUUGAUAGGUUCUGUUAAUUGAGCUAGAAGUUGUUUUUUUCUCUGCACAAGAGAUGUGAGCUGUGAAAAAAAAAUCUAAUUAAAACUCCACCAGUCAACUCCGGGCUGCUGCUCACAAUAUAUAGCAGCUAUGCAAUGUCAUGAGUAACUGUGUGCAAAUUGGCUUGCCAGGCAAAUUCAUUUUCUACUGCAUAGUUUGCUCCCACAUCACUGCCAAGCAGCUCUCAGUUUAGCAAUGUGAAUGUUACGGUCUCAUUUUCUUUAAAACUAAUACUGUGUAAGGCCUCUGUUGGUAUCCAACAGUUGGAGGACAGCGUCUUCAUCGUAAAGUGCAAAUGGACAAUAGCUAGAAUCUUACAGAAAGAAGUGAUUAGAUCUGUGUGUGGGGCUGUGUGUUACUUUUAGGUAAAUGCUUAGGCGCAAAGACUGGUUAAAAGUAGGUUUCUCGUGGUCCUUUCAUUCUUACAAUUCCACUUGACAUCAAGUUCAAAGCAGCCUGUUUUUCCCAUGCCAACAUUGUGCAUUGAGACAUGAUCGGACUUCCUCUCCCUGACACCCCCAAAGCUCCCCCAGUUCCCACCCAGAGCAAAUUUUGCGGUUGUAUAGGGUUCUGCAGGUGGAGGAAAAGGGAAAGUCCAGUUUGCGUGAACUAAAAUAAAUUGCAUAAGUUGUGGUUUGUUUUUUAACAGAAGAUAUGCAGCGUUGGAUAGUAUAGUUAGAAGUUAUCACAUUUAAGACAUUUUGAGAUGCAAGCUCACUGUUCUGAAAUAAAAUAAUAGUAAGAACCUAAAGAAAUAACAAAACAAGUAAAAUCUUUCCAUUCUGUGUUUUACAAGAUCCCAAGUUUCUUCCUGAAUUGCUAUUGUAUAUUACCUGGUUCAUAAGUGCCUUGUGAGGAAUCAGCUAGUGAAUUUCAUAGUAUUAAAUAUACCAAACUACUACUAAGUUGUUUCACUCAUUCUGUAUGGUUAGUUUCGAUAGCAUGAACAUUGCUUAAGACAUGCAGCACAGAAUCUUCUGCUCAGACCAAGUAAAACACCUUAACUCUUAAAUGUUUAUUAAAGUCAGGGGUGGCAAACCGGUGGCCUGCCAGAUACCACUGAACUUCCAUCAUUCCCGACUGAUGAAUGUGAUGGCUGGGACUGAUGGCAAUUGGGAGUCCAACAACCUCCAGGUGAUUACAGGCCCCCACCCCCUACUCUCAAGUCCACACAAACGGAAUAUUACAAAUGAAUAUAUUAGAAGUUAACCUUAAUAUGGUACAGGAGCUUGCUACUAAAAUAUGUUGGAACUCAUUCUGAUCCACUCUAGCUAGAGGUAUUAAAUGCAGACAGGGAGACAAGAGUAAUCUUUCUCAAGGUUAUGUAUGACAAACAGAAAAUAAAAACACGUAAUAUAUUUAACUGCAGCAGAACUGACAUGUUUCUAGCUCUGAUUUAAAUCACUGAAGUUGACGAGCAAUGCCCCCCUGCUGGUUUUCAGAGGUGUUUAAAUUGGCUGGAGCCUAAAUCUCUGAAGCAAUUUCCUUUCAUGCUCUCCCCCCACUUCCAGGAUGACUCAAGCCACCUUCUCACCUUAUUCCUCCUUGACCCUGCUGCUCUUUAUGUGACCUCAGCCUUUAUCAUCUGACACGGCAUAUGUCCAAAUAGGCCAUUCCUAUAAAAAAGGUCCAUUUAUAUUUGUUGCUCCUAUCUAUUGUUAAGUGGAUACGAUUGGGACAAAACUGUUUGGGGGCAUUGUGUUGCUCAAGUGUUUAAGGAGAUAUGCCCUUUGGGUGAUAAGUCAGCUAAUUGAAGAGAACUGGUCUGGUAUUCAAGCAAAUGUCGAUAACAGCUAGCAACAGUCUGAUCGGCUUCUCUGGAUAUUAAAUAAAAAUAGGACCAAACGUUCAACAAGUGCUAACAAUAUAUUUCACAGGCAUAGGACAAUCGAGAAUAAGAAGCGUCAAUUCUGGGCAUCAAAUAAAUACGACUUGCAGUUUUGUGGCAUAAAGGGCUAAUACAGUAAGCAUUAUAUCCUAAAGCAACUUUCUCAGAUGAGGCACUGGAAAUACUCUCCUCUGUAUAUAUUGCUACAUUGGGACAUCAGAUUCUAUUGUACUUUUGAGAAUGCACAUUUUCCAAUUAAAAUAUCACUCUUAAAUUAGUGGCUCCCAUACAAAAUAAAUGGCACAUUCAGCGUAUUUUCUAUUUUUUGGGGGGGUGUGUGUGUCUCCAUUUAGUGGUUUACUUGGUUCUGAUCUGAAAAGAGAGUUGAUUAAUACAUAUUGAGACAAUCUAACAGGCACAUACAUUCUAAUCAGCAAUUCCAGACAAGUCCUGAAAGGCUGAGAAGAAAAGCAAUGGCAACCUCCCUGGUUAAAACUUGACUAGACUUCUAAACACAGCCCAGAAGCAGGAUGCUGCUUCUUAAAAAGCUUAGCCGGUAGUGCUGUAGGGAGGCGAUCUUUGGCCUCUGCCUACAGGGUAGGCCCAGGAUGACCCUGCUCCCCCCAAAAAAACUUACGUCAGGACCAGCUCUCAAAGGUAAGCAGUUAACACAGUUUCCACCUGAGGUAUUUUUACAUAACACCAAACAAAUUGGGAUUCCUGGCCACAAGUCAACAUUGUACUUCAGGAUGCCAUUUUCAGAUUGAUGUGGUAAUCAGAUUUUGAGGGAACUAGACCGAUCAUGUCUGUUAGCACGUAUUGCACAAAACAACCAGCUGGGGAGGUUAUCUUCUCCAAACAGAGUCCGCCAAUCAUGCCUUUCAGAUGUAGUCAUAGUGGAUUCAGCAGAUAUUCUGCAGUCACUUUGAAGAAAUGUUAACAAAACAGGCUAGUCACUGCAGCUACAGGGACCGUGUAAAAAGUCUGCGAGCCUGAGUCCCAUGAUUGCUGAACAUCAGGUGUGGGUUGAACUUGUAUCUACAGGGAAAGGGGUGAGUUUGGGAGAAGAGGAGGGAAAAACAAGUGCUUUCAAGUCAAGUCUGGUAUUUACAGUUUUUAAAAAUAUCAGCAUUCUAUGUGUGUUACAGAAUCUCUCGCUGAUCUUUUCCUCGAGAGAAACCUCUGCUGUAUUAGUUACAUCACAUUCAUGCAAGAGCCCCGUGCUCCAUUAAAAUGAAUGGUGGCUGGAUAGAUGCUGCAUUUAGUUGAACACAGUAUUUUCAAAGAAGCAACUGUUUCCGUUGUUUAGUUCCAAGCUCAAAAGUGUUUGAAGCAGCUGCUAACAAGCAAGCUGCAGCAAGGGGUUUGUUAUAUAUAAGCUUUAAAGACUUCAUGGUUAGGCCCAGAUAAGCGGUUUCUUUUAAAGCCUGUGGCUUGGACCAAGGAAAACCUCCUUCCCCCGCAACCCCCCCCAAAUCCUCUCUAGAGAAUCAGGUUGGGUGCAAGUAAGGGGAGGAAAAAUGAGAAACCUUUUAUUCAAGAUAAAUGAUCUUAGUAUUCAGGUCUCGGUGUGUGUGUGUGUGUGUGUGUGUGUGUGUGUGUAUAUAUAUAUAUUUCUUUACCGCUUUAUGUUUUUAAUAAAAAUCUCAAAGUGGUUUAAGGUAAAGGUAAAGGGACCCCUGACCAUUAGCUCCAGUCGUGGCCGACUCUGGGGUUGCGGCGCUCAUCUCGCUUUACUGGCUGAGGGAGCCGGCGUACAGUCAUGUGGCCAGCAUGACUAAGCCGCUUCUGGCGAACCAGAGCAGUGCACGGAAACGCUGUUUACCUUCCCGCUGGAGCGGUACCUAUUUAUCUACUUGCACUUUGACGUGCUUUCAAACUGCUAGGUUGGCAGGAGCAGGGUCCCAGCAACGGGAGCUCACCCCAUCGCGGGGAUUUGAACCACCAACCUUCUGAUCAGCAAGUCCUAGGCUCUGUGGUUUAACCCACAGGCAAAGUGGUUUACAGCAUAUUAAUUCAAGAAAGCAUUAGCCGGGCGAUGUUCCUCCAGCCUCAUGAGGAGCCUCUUUAGUGGAACUGGUGAGUAUGGGCCACGCCCCCUAGCCCAGCUGGAAAGGGCUUUUCGGGGAGCAGCCUUCACGCCUCACUGCAGGGUGAUGUUCCUUUGUUGGAUAUCCUUCACUAUUAAAAGGACUUGCCUCACUUGCACGAAUUCCGAUUUAAAACCUUGUAACUGAAUUUUACUUACAGUAACUCAAAGACCAAGAGGGAAGGUCUAUGUGCCUGAACUGUUCAAAAACAGUUGCAAAGCCAUAUAAUGAUUGAAAUAGGUCAAUAAGUGCAGGCUUACCCUGGAUCAAAUACCCCUGGUGUGCGGCAAGUUGCUCCAGAACAGGACUGCAACAUCAUUAGCCGAUAGUUCAUCUUUUCUAAAAUUUCUUGAUCUAUUGUUUUUGCGAUGUUGGUAAUCUGGUGCGGGUCUGCAGUCAAGUUGUAAACUUCAACAAACACCUGCAUUAAAAAACAACAACACAAACGACAGGCUAAAUAUGGAACGGAGGAUUUAUAGCCAGAGAUACUACAAUGAAGAUUGCUAUUACAUCUUAACAUGGUCUGUUACAGUGGUACCUCAGGUUACAGACGCUUCAGGUUACAGACUCCACUAACCCAGAAAUAGUACCUUGCGUUAAGAACUUUGCUUCAGGAUGAGAACAGAAAUCGCACGGCAGCGGGAGGCCCCAUUAGCUAAAGUGGUACCUCAGGUUAAGAACAGUUUCCGGUUAAGAACGGACCUCCAGAACGAAUUAAGAUCUUAACCCGAGGUACCACUGUAGAUGCCAUAUGGAUAAAUCCAUUUGUCGAUCCCAUCCUGUAGCUCCUUUUGUGGGAGGAAUACAUCUGAACUUCAGCUUGGUUUGUGCGACAGUAAGCAGAAACCAAAUCGCUUUCCCAUUGUCUUCUAGUUUUGCCACUCAUAGUGGAUCACCCUCGUGAUAAAUGGGAGGCGCAGUCAAGUGGGAUGACCGCCCUCUUCCACUGAGCGCGCAAGCUUUGGGAGGGAGGGGGACACCUGCCUAGCCUGCCAGGUCAGCUGAAUCAACCCUGAUGAUCUAUGGAGUGACAGAUGUCGCUUCAUGAGCAAGUGUUCAUGCAGCCAACAUCUUACUAAUGGGAUUUAAAUUUCGCUUCUAAAGGGAGAGGUAGGUCACUAAAAUCCUCUCAAAGCCAAUUGUCCCGGAUCUUUUUACAGACCUGUGUUCCCUCUUCAGUGUUCAAGCUGCCUGCCUCGUUUCAAUUUACGAUGCUACCGGUUCAUCAAACCUUAGGUUUUACAUUCGUCAUUAACAACUACUGCUAGAGCCGCACCUGCUAGAACAAGAACCGUACUCUCAUGUUCGGCCCCAGCCUUGUUUUUCAUACAUCCCUUGCGGCAUGUAGCAAACAGCACCUUACCCAAUGUUUGCUCACUCCAGCAGUGAGAUACAGCUGAGGGUACAAUCCAGAGCAGGCUAUGCAUGCAGGUCUCUUUUCUCCUAGUAUUAAAAUUAGUGGCUCUUUAAAGCCAAACAGAGCAGUAUUCACUGCCAAUGCAGGUAAGGAGUAACAUGCCAAAAACCCAUUUCUAGCCAUUACACAGUUACCUGGUGUGUGAUUGCUCUGCACAAAAGGAAAUACCGUAUUUUUCGCCCUAUAGGGUGCACCGGCCCAUAGGGCGCACUGGCCCAUAGGGCGCACCUAGUUUUGUGGGUGGGUGGGAAAUAAAGAAAAAAAAAU
This is a messenger RNA of Podarcis lilfordi (Lilford's wall lizard), 33049 nucleotides long. The record is from the annotation of a GenBank genome assembly. Lineage: Eukaryota; Metazoa; Chordata; Lepidosauria; Squamata; Lacertidae.